UCUUCUCUCCUCAUAUCCACUGGCAACUGCGCUGAGAAGCCUCCCUCACCAAGCCUGUGGAUCCCUUCACUUGACUAAUUAGCCUUGAAGUGCUGUUGAAGAUCAUCAUAUUUAGCUUAGCGACCUAGCGGCACAGAGUGCAGACAGAUAUAGACUCAGCUGGCUGGAGGCUGGCUGCCUGGCAGUGGGCAAGCUCUCUAUCUCUCUCUUUAUUCUCACUCAGUGCCGAGGGCUUCUCGGCGGCAGAGCAGCGGAAGUGAGGGGUGGUUUUGCUUUGAAAGAGACGAAAAGGGGGGAAAAGAGAAAGAAGCUGAGCCGAGACCACAACGCAGCCACAGAUUGGGAGUCCGCUGCAGGAGCAAAUCCUCCUAGAGACGGAGGCUCGGAGGAGGCAGCGGUCACUGUGCAGCAGCAGCACUGUUACCAACACACAGAGAUUUAAGAUGAUCAACAGUCAGUUGUCAGCACAGAGGAGGGCAGUGAGGAGCCUUCCUGGAGACAUCGGCCAGCAGAAGACCAGCACCUACAUCGUGCCCUGCUUCCUCUUUGUGGAGCUGGUCAUCAUGGCAGGGACCGUUCUGUUGGCGUACUACUUUGAGUACACGGACACGUUCCCCGUGCACAUCCAGGGCUUCUUCUGUUUCGACAAAGCCUACUCCAAGCCGUACCCGGGACCGGAGGACAACAGCAAGGCGCCGCCCGUCCUCGUCUACUCCCUUGUCACCGCCAUCCCCACUGUGACGAUUCUGAUCGGGGAAGUGACCAGUUUCUUCGUGAAGACAGAGGGAGCUCAGGAGAAGACCAUAGUGACUGCUGACUGCUGUUAUUUCAACCCUCUCCUCCGAAGGAUCGUACGUUUUCUGGGUGUGUACUCCUUCGGCCUCUUCACCACCACCAUCUUUGCCAAUGCAGGUCAAGUGGUGACAGGAAACCAGACACCUCACUUCCUGACUGCCUGCAGGCCAAACUACACUGCUCUGGGUUGCCAGUCUCCGCUGCAGUACAUAGCAGAGCGCCGAGCCUGCACAGGAAACCCAUACCUGGUGGCGUCCGCCCGCAAAUCCUUCCCCUCCAAAGACGCAGCGCUCAGCUUUUAUUCAGCCAUCUACACAGUGAUGUACGUGACCCUGGUGUUCAGGACCAAGGGGACCCGUCUGACCAAGCCCACCUUGUGCCUGGUGCUGUUGUCUCUGGCCGUGCUGGUGGGGGUGGUGAGAGUGACUGAGCACAGAAACCACUGGAAUGAUGUCCUGGCUGGGUUUGUCACCGGAGGGGCCAUUGCUGCAUUCUUGGUGUCAUGUGUGAUCAACAAUUUCCAGCAAACCCAGAGAGCGAUGGCGAUGGCGACUUCUCCACCUCCACAGCGCCCAGAGCCCCCAAUUGGGCUUCCUCUCCUCAGUCUGCCCCGUGUGGAGAGUCCACUCGAAAAGCUCCAGGGCUACCGUAUUCUGAGAUCACAUGACCAUCAGCCAAUCCCGUCCCCCGCCCCUCCCGAUGUGCUCCUCCCCUCACGGCGUUGCCUCACCAGCGCAGUCUAGACCUGCCCACUGAAUGCCCCCCACCCUGCCCUGCCCACCCCGCUGGACGACAUCCUCUCAGACGAGUCAAAUCCACGCAGGUCUGAAGCUCCACCAAUCACAGGAGGCAGAACAGCGACACGUGCACACGGCAAGCAUGGCUGAAACCUGUCAUCCGCUAAGGACCAAUAGGACAUGGAUACAUGUCUCUCUGUCCUGUUCUGUCCUGUUCGUCCUCCAAGAUGGCCUCCUUUUUCUUUCAGGUGUGAAAGAAUCGCCAAAGCCAGAGCUGUUGAAGCAAUACUGUGUCCUAUUUCCUUGUCCUGUUUUCCACAAAGACCCAACAGUGACUCUAAAGACUGUUGGCUGGUGAUGACUUGAUAAAACACUUUGGUUUGGGGAUCAAAGAAAAUUCCAGUCACCGAUGGAUUGUCCUCAACAGACCAUUUUGCAACACUCAGGACAAUACAGUGGAAAAAAGGACAAGAUUAUAAACAGAGACCUUUAUGUAAUCAGGUACCGUCUAGUAUUAUGGUACAGAGUUUUUAUUUCUGUCCUCGAAACUAACAAGAGACGUGAUCAAAGAGGAAAGCACCUUUGUAAAUUAUAGCACAGAUGAACCAACCUGGUGUUCAGUAAACUGUGUUGUAUCUUAUUUGUUUUGGGGGAUGUGGGUUUGAUCUCUUGCUGUAUAUUGUGUGAAGUGACAGAGGAGAGAUUUAUACACGCUAGAGCUGUGCUUGUGAUACCACAUUUGUUUUGGGGGCAUCAGUUAAUUCAUCCCUGAGGUGAACUAGAUUACCAUCGACUUUCCAAAUAUCUCUUAUCUACUUGCUAUUCAGGUGUGUGUUUCUAAAUGUCUGUAGGUUCUACGUCCAUGCUGUGAAAUAUCUGGAGGGUUUUACCAUUUGACCUACUGCCUAUUCUCAUGUGGAGUUCUUUGUUAGUGUUAGUUUGGAUAAAUGUCUCAUUUUCUUUUUCCCAUACCCCAUUUAACAGUUUAAUGCCUGUCCUUGUUUUCUCAUUAGAUUACCUGUAUUUAUAUGUUAAUGUUAAGAGUGGUGCAGGGAUAAAGUUUUUUGUAGGCUGACGCAGAAGUUGGCAUCGCCCCUCGUCAAAAAAGCCUACGGGAUUUUUCCAUUGGAUUUUGGUUUAUUAAAGAUUAUAAGAUCUGUGGCAAACAAAAGUUUAUGAUACUUACAUGUAUUGUUCAUCAAGAUGAUCUUCACAAAUGAACAUCGCUUUUAUGAUUUUUGAAGCCUAAAUGCAACCGCCAAAAGCUAAUGUUAGGCUAUGAACGAACUACACCACCAUCACAUGAUUUAACAUCGCCACCACAACAAAGCUGUCGUUCUGUAGUCUCAUUUAGCCAGAGCUUCAAAAUUCAUAAGUGGAGUAUUGUCUGACAUAUUUCAUGUCAUAGAACGAAACGUGAAUGUCUCUUAAGCUUGUGUUAACCAUAGACCUUAUUUUAGGCAUCUAACCAAAAACCCAUUCAAAAAACCCAUUGACUUCAAGACAAGGGAACCAGGAGUGCUAAUAUGCUAACUCACUUCUGAGUUUUAGGACUUAUUUCUGCAGCUUCCUGUUUACAGAGGCGGAUGUUCCUAUAGGUGACAAAGGCGACCGCCCAGACUCCCUCCCCCCAAAAUAUGACGCAAGAGAAAAGUGAGCUAAUGCUAGAGCAUUAAUGGGUAUGGUAGAGUGGAGUGUGUGUGGAGAUUUUCAGAGUAAGAAAAAAAAGCCAUCCAGGGCUCAGUACAAAAGAGUAAAAAAAAAAAAAGUUAAAACUUGCAAAUUUGCACAUACAUUAUUCUUUUAUUGUCUGAUAUUUAUUAUUAUUGUUUGUUAGCUGAGUUGAUUAUCUGUGUUGACUUCAGAUUAGCUCUUGUUUUUGUUUGUAAUGAAUAUAAUGAAUAUAAAAGAGGAGGCUGCCAGGGGAAGCUUGCCUAGGGCGCCAAAUGUGCAGGUCCAGCACUGUGUAUUUAUUCCCUUUGCUUUCCAAAAUGAAUGUUUUUAUAAGAGUAGUUUGGGCAUCUGUUGUUGAUGCGGCUGUUUUAUCCAUCUUGUCCCGUUAUUUCCUGCCUCAGUCCACCGUCCUGUCUUCACACUGACUUUAGGAAACCAAUGGCACAGACCAGUGUGUGACACAGAGGCAAGACCUCUGAGGUUUUGUAUAGUUUUGUACAGUAUAUAGGUUUCUUUACACAGUAUAUACUGCAUUAUCAUUAUGUUUCAAUUGUGUGAACAAUGUGAAGCUGCCUGAGCCUGUCUUGUAGGAACAUGAGUAGUGGCCUGGUUUAAAGCAGGAAUGUAGCGUGGUGGAGAAGUGUGUGAAAUCUAGCGGCAUACAGUCAGCGUGUUUGGCUCACAACUUGCUUUAGUUCUGCUCUCAGUUCAAAAGGACACUGCAGGCAGGUUAUAUUAGUAGGAGAGUACGCAAUGGGUUAUAUAAAGAAGACAUUGCUAUGGUUUUAUUAAGCGUGUGUGUGUGUGCGCGCGUGUGUGUGCUUAUUGGGAUUUGUGUGUAUGUUUAUAAUGAGCACAUUGUAUGGCAGCAUAACUGUUAAUUUGGCAAUCUGUUUUCUUAAGUUAAACUGUCAAAAGUAGCUGCUAUAAUUACACACUUGCGCUUGUGUGUAACUGCAGGCCUUCAAAGGACCCCUGCCAAGGCAUCCUAACAAUGCCUGAUAUAGCAGAAGGUGCUCAUUAUAGCUCUGAGAUUACUUACAGUAAAACUUUUCAGUCUGAAUUUUUUUGUAAACAACUGAAGAGGUAGAGAACACCAUAACUGUCCAAAUAAUGUUAUUUUCAUGUUCAAAUGUCUCUGUUUUGUAUUUAUUUACCAAAAUAAAUUGCAAUUACCACA
Epinephelus moara (kelp grouper) is the source of this 4386-nucleotide messenger RNA. Its product is annotated as phospholipid phosphatase-related protein type 5-like. The transcript is spliced from 8 exons. NCBI's taxonomy places the organism in Eukaryota, Metazoa, Chordata, Actinopteri, Perciformes, Serranidae. The record is from RefSeq and is a predicted model, not a curated record. Gene Ontology annotation, molecular function: phosphatidate phosphatase activity. Gene Ontology annotation, biological process: phospholipid metabolic process; phospholipid dephosphorylation; signal transduction. Bases 444 to 1538 code for a protein of 364 amino acids.